Oncorhynchus gorbuscha (pink salmon) is the source of this 3492-nucleotide messenger RNA. RefSeq lists its product as uncharacterized. Gene Ontology annotation, molecular function: protein dimerization activity. The record is from RefSeq and is a predicted model, not a curated record. Bases 465 to 1865 code for a protein of 466 amino acids. The transcript is spliced from 4 exons. Lineage: Eukaryota; Metazoa; Chordata; Actinopteri; Salmoniformes; Salmonidae.
CAUCACAUUAAGGUUAUUCCCUACUCUGGUUAUUAAACGGCUCUGAACUUGUCAAUCAAGUCCAGCACAAGCAGUCAAAAAUGUAUGCUAAUUAUAGUCCAGGCGAAGAAGUUAAAUGUAGGAUGAUGGCCAGGAUGAUGAACUCGAAGGAUUCAGGAUUGGAACGAGGAUAUGGAAACGACUCCCAGAUCACAAAGCGUACAUACUUCCAUCAGCCAGAUUCCUAUACUGACUCAGUGAGCACAGAGAGAACCGCACAUGUGAGAAACAGGAAGUGGAAUGGGGGUUCCAAGACAUUCCAGAAAGGACCUUAUUCCCGGAGGAAUGGUUCCAGGAGUGCUUCAUUAGAAGACACCAUACAAAGAGGAAAAUAAAGGAAUACAUCUGCUCUGCAUGACACAAGUUGCAGAACUACACGAGGUGACACUUCAACAGCACACAAAAUCCCAAGCUGUUUGUUAAAGAUGAUUGUGAUUGACCUACAACCAUUGUCCAUUGUUGAAGACAAAGGUAUCUGCGCUGUUAUGAGGGCCAUUGAGCCCACACCGGAAAUUUCACGAGUGACAUCCAAAGACCUACGCUUACAACUUCUUCAAAUGUAUAAAGAGACUAAAGAGAUGGUGAAAAAAGAAUUGGCUUCAUCAGAUGACAUUUCGUUGACAUCAGAAUUGUGGGUUUCAAGAGCUGAAGUAUCUUUUGUGACGGUGACCUGUCACUAUCUAGGCAAAGACUGGCAUCUGAAGUCCCAUGUGUUGGAAACAGCCAAUUUACCUGAUGAACAUACUCCAAAAAACAUAGUAGACCAGUUGCUGAAGAUCGCAAAAGCAUGGGGCAUUAAAGACAAAAUCCAUACCGUUGUCAUGGAAGGAGGAACAACCAUGAAAGACGAAGUCUCAAAAGCUGGAUGGACACACAUCUCUUGUCUUGCUUAUACUUUGGACUUGGUGUUCAAGGACGUCCUAGAAAAAUAUCCUGGACUUAAAACUCUGCUGAAAAAGUCCCAGAAUGUUGUGAGGUUCUUCCACUGUGACAUCAAGGCAGAACAAAAACUCAAGGAGUACCAACUGAAGCUAAAGUUGCCUGAAGGUGUACUGAUCCAGUCUGUUGGUAACGGCUGGCUCUCUUCACUCAGCAUGCUGGAGCGAUUUGUAGAACAGCACCAGGCCAUUGCAGCUGUGCUCCUUCAGAGGCUUGAGUACAACCUAUGGCUUGCAGACGAAGAAAUAAAGACAAUCAUCGAUGUCAUAGACGCACUUCAGCCUUUCAAAAAGGCAACAAAAGAAAUGCCAAGAGCGAGAUAUGAAUCCAUAUCAUUUAUCAUUCCACUUAUGAACCGAUGUCAGAGAGAUAUUGAAAAGUUGGCACAAAACGGUAACGAGGUAGCAUUCGGUCUGGCCAAAAUGUGUGAAUGGCAUUUUUGCAAUGUCAAGCUCAACCGCUGGCUUACAGUUAGCACAGUCCUGGACCCAAGAUUCAAGAAGCUCCUACUCUCUGAUGAUAACAAAGUCCAGUUAUCCAGAAGACAAAUGCUCAAAGCAAUGGAUGACAUCAGCACAAGCGCAGUGUCUGCUCCAGUUGGUUCUGGCAAACAAUCACACUUUGAUUGUGACUUUAUGAGGUAUGUCAAAGAGAGACCCAUCACAAUGUUUCAGAGCCCCCUGAAAUGGUGGAGGGUCAACAAAGACUUAGUGGAUCUAAAAAGGAUUGCACAUAAAUACCUUGGCGUUGUUUGCACAGCAAUACCACUGGAGAGAGUUUUCGCCAAAGAAGAGAGCAAUGUCUUCUGUAACAGGCGAAGCUGCUUAGAAACGGAAAAUGUCAAUAUGGUACUAUUUCUAAACAGCAACUGUUCUACAACAAUGUAGCAACCCACUGGGGGGGAAAAACUAGUUGAAUCAACAUUGUCUCCAUGUCAUUUCAAUCUACGUGAUGACGUUGAAUCAAAGCGGAAAACUGAUUGGAUUUGCAAAAAGUAAUAGACGUGACAUUUUAUAUUUUUUUUCACCCAAUCUUUAACCUUAAUCCAAUGGCAUGGUGAAUGUGUUUGUUGAUUUCACUUUAGUUGACAACUCAACCAAAUGUAAAUCAAAACAAGACUUUGAAUUGACGUCUGUGCCCACUUGGAACACACCAAUGACAAAAGUACUCUUUCAAUUAUAAAGCAACCUGAGAUUAUAUAUAUAUAUAUAAAAUACUGUAACAAUAUGUGAUGAUCAUGUGUUUAUAUAAACUACAAAGUAAACAUAACUGUCAAUUACCUAACACAGAAUUAUAUUUAAAACAUUACAACAUAAACAUUAGAACCUGAUCAACCUUUAAUCGAGAGAAGAAAACGAUAACACUGAAAACACAGAUUACGCCUGGCACCUGGUGGAAAAGAUAACACUUUAUGCCACCUGGUGGAAAAGACAACACUUUAUGCCACCUGGUGGAAAAGAUAACACUUUAUGCCACCUGGUGGAAAAGACAACACUUUAUGCCACCUGGUGGAAAAGAUAACACUUUAUGCCACCUGGUGGAAAAGAUAACACUUUAUGCCACCUGGUGGAAAAGAUAACACUUUAUGCCACCUGGUGGAAAAGAUAACACUUUAUGCCACCUGGUGGAAAAGACAACACUUUAUGCCACCUGGUGGAAAAGACAACACUUUAUGCCACCUGGUGGAAAAGACAACACUUUAUGCCCCCUGGUGGAAAAGACAACACUUUAUGCCCCCUGGUGGAAAAGACAACACUUUAUGCCACCUGGUGGAAAAGAUAACACUUUAUGCCACCUGGUGGAAAAGACAACACUUUAUGCCACCUGGUGGAAAAGACAACACUUUAUGCCCCCUGGUGGAAAAGAUAACACUUUAUGCCACCUGGUGGAAAAGACAACACUUUAUGCCCCCUGGUGGAAAAGACAACACUUUAUGCCACCUGGUGGAAAAGAUAACACUUUAUGCCCUCUGGUGGAAAAGACAACACUUUAUGCCACCUGGUGGAAAAGAUAACACUUUAUGCCACCUGGUGGAAAAGACAACACUUUAUGCCCCCUGGUGGAAAAGACAACACUUUAUGCCACCUGGUGGAAAAGACAACACUUUAUGCCCCCUGGUGGAAAAGACAACACUUUAUGCCACCUGGUGGAAAAUAUAACACUUUUUCAUGUGCAACAGGCAAGAUACAUUCUCUUUCAGUAUGAUACUGGAUGAAAACAAAAUGACACACAAGAUAACCAAUUUUGGGGGUUUGGGGGAUAAGAUGAGAGUCACAAGAGGUAGAUGUUUAAUGCAGCUCUUUUCAGUUUUACCUUGAGCUUCCUGCAUUGAAAAUCUGAUUGUUACCUUUGGGUUGAGUAAAUCUUGACUCAAAAUAAUGUCACAUAGUCAUAUUGUAUAGUCAUAUUGUUUGUACCAAGAAUAAAUAUGAAGUGAUGUUUGUUUACAUUUAUCAAAUAUUCUGUCUGCUAAGCUAUAUAAAAACAUGUCCAUUUUUACAUUUUCAUCAAUAA